UUACUUAUUAGUGGUUGAUGGCGCUAUAUCAUAGUAAGCAUAACAAAACUUCUUUUUAUUGAUUAGCGUUCUCAUUCACCGAGGCUUCAGCGAGCACUUACGCGUAAAUUUUUUCUUUGAUAAUAUCGUGUAUCGUAUUGCUUAUUCUAAUCAGAAUUUUAAACUGAACAAUAGCAAGGCAAUCCGAAAUUGACAGUUCUACGUCCGAUGAAGAAAUAAGUCACUGGGUAAUAGGUGAUGACUGUAUCGACUUAUGUGGUUAUGUGGACAAAGUUGUAGGCGUGAAAAAUGUGGUGGUUGGAAGAGAAUUUAAUAAUAGGGUUAUCAAUCUUUUGUCAGUCAUUGUUAAUAAUGGCGGCAACAGUCGAAUCUGCGUUCUGUUUUGGGGAAACAGAGCUACUCAACUUUUUGGUAAUUUAUCUGAACGAUCCAUCAUUGCCAUCAAGCGUGCAAAGGCGCGAAAAAGGAAUUCUCAGUUUCACGAUCCAGAAAAUGAUGUGGGACCCAUUGAAUUAUCAACUCCGCAAGUAUCUACUAUCGUUAUUGAAAAUUUUUUAUUCCACCCUCAAAGAGUUCCUAUUCCACCUCAAUAUCAAGGACAGUCCUGUUUGGUUCAACGUAGAAGCGAUGACUUACUUCAGUAUUAAAAUCGACUGCCGUUGAUUAACUGCUGGCAAAAAUAUUUGCUUUUUUAUUUCUCAGUUUUUUUUUUUAUGUUUUCAAAUCAUUUCCUUCAAUCAUUUUCAUACAAAAUAGUGACAAUAAGUACUUGUCCGCUAAUUUUUCUAUUUUAAUUUUAAUAGCACUCGUCUAAUUAAG
Molecule: messenger RNA, 819 nt
Organism: Cotesia glomerata
Lineage: Eukaryota; Metazoa; Arthropoda; Insecta; Hymenoptera; Braconidae
Exons: 4
Coding region: 289-663 (124 amino acids)
Source: RefSeq, a predicted model, not a curated record